AGCUUAAGUUCAUACCCAUUCCAAACCAAGCUUUUUCCCUACAAACCGUGUUCUUCCUGGGUUCUUAUCUUUCAUAUUUUUUUCUCUUUCUAAGCUCUUGAACCUACCAAGUACUUGAAAACAAUGGCUAAUUCACGCAUUGCAAAGUUCAUUAUAGAGGUUGCACCUCCACAAUACGUUACUGUCAUAAGGCAUAGAGCAUCAAAGAUGUUGGAUACAAUUAAUGAAGAGGAGAGAGAUGUUAGCCCAAGCAAUUCUAUUGCUGCUUCUCCUAGAACACCUACUUCUUCUGCUACCACUAGUGCUGCUACUGCUGCUGCAGCGGCCACUGCUGCCUCUAACUCCAAGUACUUUCCCAAAGGGGUUCAAAGAUCUUAUUUCUAUUUUUGAAAACUAAAAACUAUCCUUGUCUUUUUUAUUCUCUCUUUGUUUUUGGCUCUUCAAUUCUCUCCCUUUUAUUGUUUUUCAGUUAAGGGAGUGGAGGGGGAAUUUGGUUUUGGUGACUAAGAGUUGCUCAUAUUAAACAACAGAGCGACGGAAGGAGAGUCUACUGUAAUUUCAAUAUUGUACAUAGGAAAUUUUCAGUAAUAAUCACAAAGCUAGUUGAAUGAUUUUAAAUAAUUUACUUUUCUGAGUUUUCAAA
This is a messenger RNA of Hevea brasiliensis (rubber tree), 643 nucleotides long. RefSeq lists its product as uncharacterized. The coding region runs from base 124 to 390 and encodes 88 amino acids. The record is from RefSeq and is a predicted model, not a curated record. The transcript has a single exon. Lineage: Eukaryota; Viridiplantae; Streptophyta; Magnoliopsida; Malpighiales; Euphorbiaceae.